Messenger RNA from Juglans regia (Persian walnut), 627 nucleotides. Its product is annotated as membrane metalloprotease ARASP, chloroplastic-like. Gene Ontology annotation, molecular function: metalloendopeptidase activity. Gene Ontology annotation, cellular component: membrane. The transcript is spliced from 2 exons. The record is from RefSeq and is a predicted model, not a curated record. Lineage: Eukaryota; Viridiplantae; Streptophyta; Magnoliopsida; Fagales; Juglandaceae. Bases 1 to 627 code for a protein of 208 amino acids. Gene Ontology annotation, biological process: proteolysis.
AUGGGUUGUUGGGAGGGAAGAAAGGGAGAAGAAGAGAAAGAGUCUGGGAGAAGAAAUAGAAUCACGGGCAAAAAGGGGGAAGACGGUUGGAGGAAGGAUUUUAGUAGAAACCCACUUGGAAAAAUACCUGAUUUUAGGUCUUGGGCAAUCUCUGGGUUGGAUGUUGGAGACUUUGAGAAUGCUCAGUUUGUUUUGGAGUCAGCUGCAGUCUUAUCAGCCAUAAUCAUUGUUCAUGAGAGUGGUCACUUCCUUGCUGCUUAUCUCCAAGGAAUCCACCUAAGUAAAUUUCCUGUUGGGUUUGGUCCCAUUUUAGCUAAAUUCAAUGCAAACAAUGUAGAAUACUCCAUAAGAGCUUUUCCUCUAGGUGGCUUUGUGGGGUUCCCUGAUAAUGGUCCAGAGAGUGGUAUUCCAGUCAAAGAUGAAAAUUUGCUCAAGAACAGGCCGGUAUUCGAUAGGGUAAUUGUGAUUUCAGCUGGUGUUGUUGCCAAUAUAAUCUUUGCAUAUGUGAUAAUCUUUAUCCAAGUAUUUUCAUUUGGUUUGCCUGUACGAGAGGCCUUCCCUGGGGUGCUUGUAACACCCCGAACCCAGAAGGGUCAGAGAAUUACUACCUGUCACUUACAAACUUGA